Molecule: messenger RNA, 9584 nt
Organism: Podarcis lilfordi (Lilford's wall lizard)
Lineage: Eukaryota; Metazoa; Chordata; Lepidosauria; Squamata; Lacertidae
Source: the annotation of a GenBank genome assembly
UUGGGGGGCGCUGGCGGGUUCCCGAGCCCCGCGGCCGUCGCGGGCACCGGCGGGGCGGAGAGGCGGCCGGCUGGCUGGCUGGGCAGGGGGCCGGCUAUGGCGGAGCCCAGCCCUGAAGGUAAAGGGGGCCUCGCAGACCCACACUUGGGGGGCGGCGGCGGGGGGGCUGGACGCCGCCGAGGCCGGGGGGUUUUCGUGUGCUUCUCAACCAGCUUCUGUGGGGGCGCCCCUCCCAAGGAAAAAAUAUUUAAAUUUUUUUGGUGGGGGGGGGAGAGGCUGCGGAGACCCCCAGUUGUGGGGCUGGGAGCGUCUUCGUGUGGGGAGGAGGAGGGCCGGCGACGCGGAUUUCGGGGGCUGGAGUUGCGAGGGGGGAAAGGGGCGAGUGGGUUUGUUGUGGGGGGGGGGAGGAAAAGUGGACGCCCCUCCCGGGAGAUUAGGGGGCGAGGAGAAGUUGGGGGGCUGGUGUGGGGGGGAGUUAAGGGGGCGGGAAGGAAGAUUGCUUGUUGUGGGGGGGGCAAGUGGACGCCCCUCCUCGGAGGGAAAAGAGGCCGCGAGAUUUUGGGGGGGGGUCUGUUCUGGAGUUGUGGGGGGGAGGGUGUGCGCUUGGGGGGGGGGGGAGGAAAGAAGAGGCAAAGUCCGUCGGUGGAAAGGGGUCACCGGUUUGGGGGGGGGGGGCAGGUGGUGUCAGAGCAGAGAGAGCCUGGUGGGUGGGGAGGGGAGACUUAGGGGGGAGGAGGAGAGAGGAAGAGAGUUGGUUAUGGGGGGGCAGCACCCCUUUUUUUCCUUGCUGGGGGGGUGGGUAAGAUGGAGGCAGCGUCGUGGAGUGGGGGGGGCUGUUGUGUUUGGGAGCGGCUGGGAAGAACCAGGUGAAAGGGGAGCGAGUUGGAAGUGUGGGGUGGGGGGGGGAGAAAGAGGAGGGAGUCGGACCGGGGAGAAAACCGGAGUGGGGGGGGAGCGAGGAAGAAAGUUGGGAGGGGGAGGGGAGGCACGUGGAGGAGGGGCGGCGGGGGGGCCUGUUGGGUGCGGGGGGGGGGAGAGUAAUGAGGAAAUGAGGCUUCCUAAGGGGGGUGUCUGUUGGAGGGCACUAAGGAAUUGGGGGGCCCUGGGGGUCUCAGAUCAGGAGGGGGGAGACAAGCGUCCUGGGUGUGUGUGUCGGGGGGGGGGGGGUGCGCGCUCCAGCUUCCCCCUUUCCGCUUCCCUGUAGAAAUGGCGGGGUGUCUUGUCUGUCUAGGUCUGAUCUUGGAUUUUAUGGGGGAGGGGGAUAGACACUUCCGUGUCUUGAGCGUAUAUUUUUUUUGGGGGGGUGAGGUAUAAACCUAAAUACAUUUUGGAGUGGAAAUUUGGGGAAGGGUUCAAAGCAGGCGGGGUGGGGGGGGGCUUCAUCGUGUGUUGGCCUUUUCCUCUGAAGGCUGUAGGGAAGCCCCCCUCCCCAAAAUAAGGGGUCCGGGAGGUUCUGUCAGGGCUCACUGGCACCCCCAGCCAUCUCCCUUGACUUGCCUCCGGGUGGGGGAAUCCCUGUGCUUUCAUUCCGGGGGAGAAAGUAGGAUUUUUUCCCUCGCUUUGUGCUGGUCUGUGUGGAGUUGUUGCAAGUCUCCCUUCCUGGACCCCCCUCAACUGACCCCCUUCCCGGUUCUUGUUUUCCAGAUCCGCCUCCAAACCUCAAACCGGAGACACAGGUAAAAAAACAACACAAAAUACAAAAGCCUCUAUUUGAUGGUUGAUUUCCCCCUCCGCCCCCCCAAAAAAACCCCUACCUCAAACUUGGGCCCCAUUCCACUCCGUAAUUAAAAAAUCCCAUUUGUUUCCGUGGGGUGGCUCCGUUCUUCUGGGGGACCCCCUCCUCUUCCUCCCCCUGCCUUUUUAUCCCUGCUCCCUAGGAGGAGGCCAAAAGUCUUUCCGAAAGGUUGCAACAUCCUUUUUGCAUGUGCUUCCCCCCCCACUUAGCAAAAGAGAGAGAGAGAGAGAAAGCAAAGGAUAUUCUGUGGGUGACGGAAAAGGCUCUUUCCCCCCUCUCUCCCUCCCCUCCCCCCCAUAUUUAACCCUUUGCACUCUUCGCAUGUCCUGGGAGAGACCUGACUUGCAUUUCUAGCUGUGGGAGCCUGUGGUUUUUUUGCGGGGGGGGGGGGGCGGGAACAGGAUGUUACUGCUCAGUUCUCUCUAGGAAUAACUCCCCUUUUCUUAUUAUCACCCGUUGUGGGGUGGUUGUGAAAGAGCCUAGAGAUUUGUGGGUGGCUGGGGGAAGGGGGGCUACCUCUGUCUGCAUUAACACCUCCCCUCCCCACUUCCUGCUUCUCUCCCCCAGUCUCACCAGCCUCCGGAGAAGCGAAGGCGAACUAUUGAGGAUUUCAACAAGUUCUGCAGUUUUGUCCUAGCCUACGCUGGCUACAUCCCUUCCUCUAAGGAGGUUAGUUUGGGGUUUUUUCCCCCAGCGAGAAUCCUGCCCCCCAACUCCCCUUUUAUCCUACUGGCUUAUUAAGUGAACAAAUAUGUGUCCGCUCAGUUUCAAAGCAUGCAGUUUAAUAUUUUUCUGGUGUGUGUGUGUGUCGGGGUACAGGGGUUGUCCUAGCACCUUCCCAGAAGCAAGCUCUGUGAUCUGUUGUUAAAUCCAAACCCGGCUCCGUGAAGUUCUUAAAAGGUGCAUUUGGGAUUGUUCCAAACCUUCGCUCCUAAGCCCUUGGCCUCCUCCUGUCUCGGCAUUGUCUCCACGCAGUCUUGUUGCCAGAGCCCCUUGGAAGCUGCGGCAAAUGCCCGCGGGAACUACGAGGCCCAGAAUGCCCUGCGGCAUGGCCAUUUUGCUGGGAGGCCUGGGCGUGUUGCAUGCUGGGAAGUGUAGGCUGCUGUUCUGGAAGCAAGGGGGCGGACAUGUCCUGGCUUGUUAUGCGGCACGGCUCAGGAGGCUUCCCGAAGGGCAUGCUGGGAAUUGUAGUUGCUCUUUCCUGCUACAGACCUGCCCUUCCUGGGACUUAGCAUGAACCUGCUCACAAGGGCUUAGGGCUAAAGAAGGCUCCCGCCUAUCUCCGCGCACCAGGGAUUUAUUGAACUUCCAUAUCAGAUGGGCCCCCUUACCUCUUGUUUUAGGAGUUAGGCAUCGGCUUAUGGGUGUUGCUUGAAAGGCUCAGUGGUUGCAAACACGAGACAUUUGCUGCUUCAGCUGUCAGGGUACUCUGUGCUCCAUUUUUAAGAAUCCCUUUCUACCAGUUAGUCUCUCUCUAGGCAGGGUUUGUUCUAAUCAUAAUCAUAAUCAUAAUCAUAAAUUUUAUUUAUAUCCCGCCCUCCCCAGCCGAAGCCGGGCUCAGGGCGGCUAACAACAAUAAAACAGUACAAAAGUACAGCACAAACAACACUCUAAAAUCAUUCAUUAUAAAAUUAAUUAAUACUCAACGGGACACUUUUUUGCACAAGGGGAACAAAUUUUUCGAGCUGCUGGGAAUGUGGAUUCUAACCAGGAGCUCUGCUGUUGUUUAAAAGGAAGUUGAUAAAAGUACACAUAACAAAGAUGGAUAUUGUUUAUUUUCAACUUUCGCGAGCUAUUCAAGUACAGUGGUACCUCGGGUUACAUACGCUUCAGAUUACAUACGCUUCAAGUUACAGACUCCGCUAACCCAGAAAUAGUGCUUCAGGUUAAGAACUUUGCUUCAGGAUGAGAACAGAAAUCUUGCUCCGGUGGCACGGGAGCAGCAGGAGGCCCCAUUAGCUAAAGUGGUGCUUUAGGUUAAGAACAGUUUCAGGUUAAGAACGGACCUCCAGAACGAAUUAAGUACUUAACCCGAGGUACCACUGUAGCAGCUUACUAAGGCUUACUUACUUGCCCAUGUUUUUUGCAAGACACCUUUCUUUUUCUUGUUCCCUCUCUUUUGAUUUCUCUAAUUGCCACCUUCUUGUCUAUCUCUUUCUGUUGCUUUCCCUCCAUUUCUUUCAGCCAGAAAUUUUUCUAGGGCAAAGGCUCCCAAACUUUUCUUUUCCCCUCAGACCACUGAGAAACUUACUAAUUUUUCUGCCGACUGUAGCGCUCAUAAUAGAUUUUGUGUGAUUUUUCAACUGUGUUUUUAUUGCUUCUUUCUAUUUCUCACGUACUGUAUUUUAAUGUGCUCUUUAGAAUUCAAACUGCAAUAUAAAACAUGUUAUAAAUAAAAGAAGCCAUUAAGAAGGGAGUUAAAAAUCAAUAUGAGUAUUUAAAUGCGAUGGAUGUGGCACCUCCUGGCUUCAGCCCACAACUCCACAAAACACUGCGGACCGUUGCACUGGAGCGAGGGAAAGGAAACUGCCUUUAUCCCGAGUUAUAACAUUGGUCCAUCUCAGGGGCGGAUCUGCUAUAAAGCUGGUGAAGAGAGGGGCCCCAGAAGCGACUUUUGUCCACGUUGCUCAAAUGUUUCGCGUCUAGUAGACCCAGUUUGAGUCGCAUGGCUCAAAUGGAUUCAUUUUUUUGUUGCAUCUAUUUCCACGAUCCCAACGUUUGGCAGUCAGUAGCCCAGAUGCUGUGAAGGUGUGCUGAUCUGUUGUGGAACAGCCCCAUUGAAGAAGCUAACACUGGUUACCCAGACCCUGUUGCUGGUUGCAAAGGGGCCCCCAGGGCAGUUCAAUAUUCAGGGGCCCCAGAGUGUAGGUCACUGGUCAGUCCAGUUCAGUAUUGUCUACACUGACGGCCAGCCAUGGCUCUCCAGGGUUUCAGGCAUGAAGACUCCCAUAGAGAGAGAGAGAGAGACCUUCUGCACGCAGAGCAAGUGGUCUACCCUGGGCUGUGGCCCCUCCCUAGAUUUGGUGGUUUGUAUGCAGUGCUGGCUGCGGAGAUGUUUGGGAGGCGGGGAAGCUUAGAAUACCCCCUGCUUCCUAGGAAACCUGACGUUCUUUGGCUUGUGUUGUUUAAGAUGCUCCUACACAGGUUAGCACAGAAGUUCCUUUUUAUAUCGUAUGAAAAGCAUUGUUCAGAAUAAUGGCUUGCAUGACCCUCCGAGGAAGAUAAUAAUGCAAUAAAAUUCAAAACCGUAGCCACUAAUUGCACGUUCAUUCAAAAUCCAAUUAAAGCUGUUUAGUUUAAUUAAUUCUGCAAAACAGAUGAACUCGAUCCAUUGAACCAUAGAAUUGUAGAGCUGAGGGUCAUCUAGUCCAACCCACUUAAAUGCAGGAAUCUUUUGCCCAUUGCAAACCCACAGCCCUAAGUUCCUCACAGAACUCUGGCCCAAUAGUUGCCAUUAAUCUGAUUUGAAAUGAUUUUAGAAUGUUGUAUCAUUUUACUCUUGUUAGCCGCUUCCUGAGCCUGGCUUCGGCUGGGGGGGGGGCGAGAUAUAAAUUAUUAUUAUUAUUAUUAUUAUUAUUAUCCUCAUGUUGUACUGACUGAGCUAUCCACAGGGACCACAAAGGAGCUAUCGGCUGAUAUCAGCUUUUCAAAGCCUGAUAGUCAUUAUGCAUUAUCAAAGUCUUUCCUGCAUUGCAGAGGGUAGGACUAAAUGACUCUUGUGGUCUCUUCCAAUUCUGCAAUUCUGUUCACCACCUGCUACAACCCUUGCCUCUCGGGUCUCCCCCCCAGGAACUCCACUGCCCUCUUGAAUCCCACUGCUCUGGGAAGAAGGAGCAGAGGAGAGUCCUGGGCACCCGGGAAAAGUAGCCUGAGAAAUUAAUCCCUUGCCUCUGCCCUCCCCAAACCCCACAGGAAAAUGACUGGACGCCCUCCGGCUCGAACUCCCCCAUCCGCCCCGAGAGCGUGGUGGACAGCGACGGCUGGGAGUCGACGCACUCGGACCUGCACACGAUCGAGACCUUCGUCAAGAAGGCCAAGUCUUCGAAGAAGAAGGCGGCCUUCCGCCGCCUCAAGUCCGACAGCUCUCUGCUGGAGAAGAUGAAGCUCAAGGACUCCCUGUUUGACUUGGACCCCGUCGGCAAGCAGCAGCAGCCGCCGCUGGCGGGGCCAAAGGGGGCCCUGGACAAGAAGAAGGACAAGCGGAACCGGAAGUCCGCCCUGGACGCGGGCGGAGGAGCCAAGCGGAACCGGGGCGGCGGCGGAGACCCGGUGGGGGAGAAGCGCUCUCGCAUCAAAAAGAGCAAGAAGCGGAAGUUGAAAAAGGCCGAGCGCAGCGAGAAGAAGCACAAGGCUUCCCUGAGCGAGACGGACUCUGAGGAGGAAGAGGGGGCGGCAGUGGCGCCGCGGCGGCCCGGAGGGGAGGAGGGUUCGGCCACGGCAGCCACGGCGCUGGUCUCUGUGCAGGCUCCGCCGGAGCUGUUGGCCGCCAGCUUCCCCAUUAAGCUUGAGGACACGGAAGGGAAAGGGGGGAUCAGUACGGAGACCAGCCAGGAUGGGGAAGGCAGCUCCAGCGAAGGCGAGAUGAGGGUCAUGGACGAGGACAUCAUGGUGGAAUCAGGUGAGGAGCCGGAGGUGUCCCGGAAGGGGCACGGGCAACGCAACUUAAUGCACAGCGUUACAUGGGCGUAAAAGCAAUAGGCACAUUAUUAGUUGCGUUUAUAUCCCGACUUUUUCUCCCAAGUUCCUCAAGGUUCAUGGUUCGCCCCACCUCCUGUUAAUCCCCACAACCCUGUGAGGUAGGUGAAGCUGAGAUUUGAACCCUGAUCUCCCAGGUCCUUUUCCAGCACGCUAACCUCUGCACCACGUAUGUUGCCAAGUAAUGCUUCCCCCUGCGUUCUUGGAAGUUUCGUCUGGUGACACAGUCAGCUGAUUUUCACGUUUCCACCGGACUGUCCUCUGGGAUCAAUAGCCAGUGGCAGGCUUGUCCUCUGUCAUCAAACACCUCCAGCUUACAUUGUGGUUGUUGUUGUUUUUUAAUUUAAAGUAUUCGCUUUACAUAAAAAGCCCCUUAAUUUUUCAAAGGAGUGGGGUGCUUUGUUUUUGUUUAACUGUACCAUAUCAGGCUCUUUUCCCCAUCUCCAAACACAUUUCCCCCACCUGAAAAGUGGGGCCCGGAGUAUAAUAGUGCUUGUUUUAAUUUAGCAAAAGCUUUUUAAGAAGUCAAGCGAGGGUUGGGCUGGAUUGUGCUUCGCUUCUCACAUUCAUUGGAAUACCCACCACCCCAAAGAACCUUCCUGAUUCCCUGGGGUGUGUUGACCUCACACAAAGCAGUGGGAUCUCUGGAAGAUUAAGAGCGUAACAAAUGACCGACCUGUGAGAGCUGUAGUUGAACUACACCAGGGAAGACCUUGGCGGAUCAGUUCAAGGUCCACCUCUUCCAGCAUUUCUUGCCAGCAUGCUAGCAAGCAGUGACGUCGUUUUGGCUUUCUCCAGAAUCCCCAGGGAUACAACCCUGGCCUUGGUUUUCUUAAGCAUCUCUGAGGUUCCGCCUCGCUGGGAUGCUCAUUGUUUUGCGCCCCUGUCCUUUAAUCUAUUUUAAGCUGCUGCGAGGUGCCUUGGAGUCUUUCUGAGGAAGAGGUGUUCAGGAAUUUAAUGAACUACAGCUCCCGUCAGCCCAGACCAGCACAGUCUGCAGGCUGAUGAGAGCUGCAGGUCAAAACAUCUGGAGGGCACCAGCUUGGGAAGGCUGCAGUGUGCAGUUGACCAGCGAGGCAGCAGGUCUCUGUGCGUGCCCUUUCCUAACUGAGUGGACUGGUUUGGGCCAAUGGGAGCAGGGUGUUUCCCAGGCUCAGGUUCAGAUCUUGCACAUAGGUAAUAAACACGGUUGCUGACUGUCCUGAUCUGGGAUUUCCCCAUCCCUCGUAUUAUAGCAAACAUCUCUGACGCUUUCAGCUCUGUGAGGGUGGAGUGGGUACUUGCUAUGCAGCUAUCCUGACUUAGGCAGGUAAUUUGUCUUCCAUAUUUAUCUUUUUGGUCAUGGUUUUAUUCCACUUCUAGGCAGGGUGUAAAUGCCACGAAUCAGCAUUUACCACCCGUUCAGCCUUUGAUUCUCAGUUUUCAUCACGCACUGCCUGCUUAUCCUCAAGCAUAUUAUUAUUGUUGUUGUCUUAUGGACUAGAAACUUAAAAACAAAACUUGAGGUUCUCGUGGUGAUACAUUUCAGGCCAGAUAACCAAAACGUGUGCUGUGCAAUUGUGGGUUUAGCGAAACGGGCCUUCUGAAAUUUGUUCCUCUGCUCCUCCAGGGGAUGACUCUUGGGACCUCAUCACUUGUUACUGCCAGAAGCCAUUUGCGGGCCGCCCCAUGAUCGAGUGCAAUCAGUGUGGCACCUGGAUCCACCUCUCCUGCGCCAAGAUCAAGAAGACCAACGUCCCCGACAUCUUCUACUGUCAGAAGUGCAAGGAAGGUUCUCGCAAGCUGCCGCUGCUGCCGCCCCCGGCGGUUCCCAGCGCAACCGUCGCCGUUGCGUCCAGGGGAGGUGGGGAGCCCUAGCUCAGGAGGGGAGGACAGGCGGCUCUGCGCUGGGCUUCCAUCCCAGAGGGGCAGAAAAGACUGGACAGGGUCGGGAGCCUGCUCUGGACUGGUAUCCAAAAGGGGCCUCAGUUCCCUGGAGGCGGAAGACGGAGGUGCUUGGGGUAUUUGCGGUGGUGGUAGUCCCAGCACCCGGGAGGCAGAGAGGCUGCCCCUCCAGGCAGAUUCUGGCUGGCAAUUGCAGGCCUCUCGCUUCAGACCCACUCCCCCUUUGGGGGUUGAUCCUGGCCCACCUCCAUGUUCUCUGCGAAGGAGAAUGGCAUUCGGAGGCUGACACCGGUGGGCCGGAAUGACGAAACUGAAAACCAGGACGGUUCCUGUUUUCACCUGCUGGGAUGCACAUAGCGUUGGGGGAGAGGCAGAGAGAGGGCACUAGGAAGUGGGGUAGAAGCAUCUCUUCAUUUUUGUUUUAGCUCUUUCCCCCACCACCUAUCCUCCCCUGCCCCAGUAAAGUUCACCUGUAAAUAGACUGAAUGCAAAAGGGUUUUUUUUCUGGCUUUGUUUAUUUUCUCCCUCCCAUCACACCCCCAGUUGGAAGACUCUUCUUUAUUUUCCUUUUUAAAAAAAUGUUCUCUGGCAUUUGUUUUAAUGCCUCCAGAUUCAGAGUUUGAUGCCAACUGAGGGAUACAGCCCAAGAAAGGAGGCUGGAUAAAAAAAAGUACUCUUUUUUUUUUUUUUUUUUUAAAGUAAACCUUUAUGGGUUUGGUUUUUUUCUUUGGAGGGGGCCGGAGAUUUUGUCCCCAUUGAAAUUGAAUAAUAUAUAUAUAUUUUAAAUUUUGAGAGAGAGAAGGGUUUUGUUUACUCCCCCUCCCCAGUAUUAACAUCCCCCAGGGAUUGUGAGGGGGUGAGCUUUGUCAGGAAAACCCUUGCGAUUUUGCUGGCUUCAAAAUAAAAAGGGACGACUUAUUUGUGUUUUCUGAUUGCUCCCAUUGAGCAUAAGGAUGAGGCAGAGGUUCCAGAGAGCGAGACAAGAGUUUGGGUUUAAUGAAGAAUGGCAAGCCCGCUUAUUUUUUAAAAAAAAACAUCAGAAACUCCCCAUGCCAGGAUUCCCAGUUCUCUCAUAACUCCUGUUCUGCUGCAAAACCCCAUAUUUUACCUGCUCCCCAUUUCAGGUUAGCUGUUCUGAUCAGUGGGGGUUUCUGGUUGGGUUCCCCCCCUCCAGCUCCCACCCUUUUUCGUUAUAAUAUUUGAAACUGUGUACAUGGCAGAGUUUUUGAAUGUAAAUAAAAGAUGUGGACCCUUUUGCGUUUGUACAGAA